AUGAGUGCCACUGCAGCAGCCAGUAUCACUAAAGCAGAGGGCGAUAAUGUCAGAAUCGAGAGCAGCCAGAAAGAAGCUGAUGAUGAGGAGCGAUGUACAACGCCGAUCGCCGAAUGUUCCCUUCCAGAAACAGUGCCAGUCGAUGACAAUAAAGAAACAAAACAGACCACCGUGCCUUCAAGGCCGCCUCCAGUAGAAAUUCAGGAUAGUGCUGUUGCCGGCGAUCCUGAAAAAACACCCCCUGUGCCACCGCGUUCCAAAAAGCGUCGUGUUGGGGAGCUGAAAUGUUCCGAAGUGAGGUGGUUUUACCGGAAGCGAGGAACAGAGACGAAGUGGACAGCUUUUAAA
Gongylonema pulchrum is the source of this 348-nucleotide messenger RNA. The record is from the annotation of a GenBank genome assembly. NCBI's taxonomy places the organism in Eukaryota, Metazoa, Nematoda, Chromadorea, Rhabditida, Gongylonematidae.